Messenger RNA from Eruca vesicaria subsp. sativa (arugula), 744 nucleotides. Lineage: Eukaryota; Viridiplantae; Streptophyta; Magnoliopsida; Brassicales; Brassicaceae. The record is from the annotation of a GenBank genome assembly.
ACACACAAUCUCAGCUUCCUAUCUUCCCAAAAAGAUGCGGCCGUUAGACGAGAACGAGACGACCGUAGUCUUCGAGAAGAUCUUCAAAUUCGUGGGAAACAACCUCAAGAACAUCGUCGAGAACCCAUCUCACGAAGGACCCGAACAAGACCCCGGCCGCUACUGCUUCCGUCUCCACAAGAACAGAGUCUACUACGUAAGCGAGUCUCUCGUGAAGCGAGCCACAAACAUCUCCCGCAAAAGCCUCGUCUCACUCGGAACAUGCAUAGGUAAGUACACACACGCGGGUGGCUUCCACCUGACGAUAAUGUCGUUGAGCGUCUUGGCGGCGAACGCGAAGCAUAAAGUGUGGCUGAAACCGACGUCGGAGAUGUCGUUUUUGUACGGGAACCAUGUGUUGAAAGGAGGGUUAGGGAGGAUUACUGAUAGUAUAGUGCCUGGAGAUGGGGUUGUUGUGUUUUCGAUGUCUGAUGUUCCGUUGGGGUUUGGGGUCGCGGCGAAGAGUACGCAGGAUUGUCGGAAGUUGGAUCCGAAUGGGAUUGUUGUGCUUCAUCAGGCUGAUAUUGGUGAGUAUUUGAGGGAUGAAGAUGAGCUUUGAAAUAUGUUGGAAAGGUUUUGUCUUUUUUUGGGGGUCUUGGGUUUGGUUGUGUUUCUUGUUUUAUGAUUUUUUUUUGAGGUUUAAGAUAUGUAGUUGUGACGAAGUUUGUGGAACUUGGAUGAUCUAUGAAAGUUUCGGUUUUUAUG